Aaosphaeria arxii CBS 175.79 is the source of this 471-nucleotide messenger RNA. RefSeq lists its product as uncharacterized. The record is from RefSeq and is a predicted model, not a curated record. The transcript has 4 exons. Bases 1 to 471 code for a protein of 156 amino acids. Lineage: Eukaryota; Fungi; Ascomycota; Dothideomycetes; Pleosporales.
AUGAGUAGGAGACAAGUUAGGGCGCCUUUGCACUGUCAAGAGCCUCUAUUUGUGAGAGCUUCAGCUCCCGGUAGAAUGAUCGGUCAAGACUUAGUAAAGGGUGGUAACCAGCAAGGAGUUGCCACCCGCGACCCUGAGCCGGCACCUCGAGUACGCUGCGAAGCACCACGCGCAUUGUGUAUCUGCAUCUACCAGCUAGGAGGUAGAAUGAUCAGUCAAGACUUGGCCAGGGGUGCCAACCAGCAAGGAGUUGCCACCCACGGAAGAGAUCCUUUCGAACCAUCUUCCCGUGACAAUUAUGACUUGUACUCCGAUCCUGAGCCGGCGACUCGAGUACGCGGCGAAGCACCACGCGCGAUGUGUAUCUGCAUCUACCAGCUAGGUGCAAAUAUAGAAGAAUGCCCUCUCAAGCCAGGAGUCCCAAGUUGCCAUUUCUUUCACCCAGUCACCGCAACAGGAACAUUCGCUUGA